Molecule: messenger RNA, 771 nt
Organism: Echinostoma caproni
Lineage: Eukaryota; Metazoa; Platyhelminthes; Trematoda; Plagiorchiida; Echinostomatidae
Source: the annotation of a GenBank genome assembly
AUGAUGGACCUGUCACGAAAAGUUGUGAUUGUUGGCGAUGGUAUGGUUGGAAAGACAGCUUUGCUUUGUGCUUAUGUGAACGGCCAAUUUCAGGAGGACUAUAUUCCAACCGUAUUUGAAACCACAGCUAAAGAAAUCGAACUACCUGACGGUCGACAGAUCACACUUGGUUUAUGGGAUACUGGGGGUCAAGAAGAAUUCGAUCAGAUUCGCCAGCUUGCCUAUCCGGGGGCCAGUUUGAUUUUGUUAUGCUAUGCCGUGGAUUGUCCCACAAGCUUGGAUAACAUUAUACAAACUUGGGUUGGUGAAGUGCGAAACUACUGUCCACAUAUUCCCUUGAUACUAGUCGGGUGUAAGUCUGACAGGCGUUUCGUUUGUCCGUCCUCAUAUUCGUCUAAUCAAAUUCACUACGGUUCACCGGCAGGUCUACUCACUCCGAUCAAACCGGAAAAGGCCCAGUGGGUGAGUCGCCAGAUCGGAGCACAGGUUCACAUUGAAUGUUCCGCCUAUAAUCGAUCCAAUGUGGAGACUGUGUUCGAAUUAGCAGCCCGAUUCAUUCUGGACCUGUGCGUGGAACGACCUCGAACCAUCAGUAUUCGUCGGAUGCUUUCAUUCAAUCGAGACAAAUCUUUGAACAACGGCAAUGCCGGAUACACAUCGCACAAUUCCCAAUCCCAACAAUCGAAGCAAUGCAUUUCUCAGUGUCUUCCAUCAUCAAAACGGAAACGAGUGUCUCGGGGACCGUUUUCGUGCUUUUCCGGACAGGCUUGA